This is a messenger RNA of Theobroma cacao (cacao), 1818 nucleotides long. RefSeq names its product putative glucan 1,3-beta-glucosidase A. Gene Ontology annotation, biological process: polysaccharide catabolic process; actin filament bundle assembly; establishment or maintenance of cell polarity. The record is from RefSeq and is a predicted model, not a curated record. Gene Ontology annotation, molecular function: hydrolase activity, hydrolyzing O-glycosyl compounds; actin filament binding. NCBI's taxonomy places the organism in Eukaryota, Viridiplantae, Streptophyta, Magnoliopsida, Malvales, Malvaceae. Gene Ontology annotation, cellular component: actin cytoskeleton; cytoplasm.
UCCAACUCAUCGUAAAGGCGUUGCUUUUUGGGCUUCUGGAUGUGUAUUUAUUCAAGGUACACAAGUGCCUAAAAUUUCACAAGCAGAGAAGUAAAGAUGACUUACGUAGCUUUUCUCUUAUUUUUGUGCCUUAUUUCAUGUGUUCCCUCUUCUCCCUAUGCACAAAAUACGGACCUCAAAUUGCCACUGAAAGCUGUAAACCUCGGCAACUGGCUUGUCACCGAAGGAUGGAUGAAACCUUCUCGUUUUGAUGGAAUAACUAACAAAGAUCUUUUGGAUGGAACUCAAGUUCAAUUUCUGUCCACAAAGCUAAACAAGUAUCUGUGCUCUGAAAAUGGUGGUGGAACAGUAGUAGUAGCCAACCGUCCCUCAGCUUCUGGUUGGGAAACCUUCCGGUUGUGGAGGGUGAACGAGACAUAUUUUAAUUUCAGAGUGUUUAACAAGCAGUUUGUGGGAUUGGGAAGUCAAGGUGUAGAAGCUGUUUCAAAUACACCUACCGAUUCUGAGACAUUUCAGAUUGUAAGGAAUGAUGGUGAUCUCAACCGAGUUCGCCUCAGAGCAGCAAAUGGGUUGUUCCUCCAGGCACAAUCGGAGACAUUAGUAACUGCAGAUUAUGCAGGCUCUAGUUGGGACGAUAAUGAUCCAUCUGUGUUCAAAAUGACAAUCGUAGUAAACAACUUACAUGGUGAAUUUCAAAUCACAAAUGGUUAUGGCCCAGAAAAAGCCCCCCAAGUCAUGCAGGAUCACUGGAAUUCUUACAUCACUGAGGAGGAUUUCAAUUUCAUGUCGGCAAAUGGUCUGACUGCUGUGAGGAUACCAGUAGGAUGGUGGAUAGCACAGGAUCCAACCCCACCAAAGCCUUUUGUUGGAGGCUCCUUGGAAGCCUUAGACAGGGCUUUCACAUGGGCAGAGAAAUAUGGGAUGAAGGUAAUUGUUGAUCUGCAUGCACUCAAAGCCUCGCAGAACGGAAAUGAGCAUAGCGGAGCAAGAGAUGGUUAUCAGGAAUGGGGAGAUUCCAACAUCGAUGAGACUGUUGCAGUAAUAGAGUUUCUUGCAGCAAGAUAUACCCGAAGACCAAGUUUGGCUGCAAUUGAAUUGAUGAAUGAGCCUCUGGCACCGGGUGUCACUUUCGAUGCCCUUACAAAGUAUUAUAAAGCUGGAUAUGACGCUGUAAGGAAGCAUUCAAAUGCUUAUGUGAUCUUAUCAAAUCGUUUGGGACCUACUGAUUCAAAGGAGCUCCUCUCCUUUGCUAGCAGCUUGGAUCGUGUAGUCAUCGAUGUGCAUUUCUACAACCUCUUUUCAGAAGGGUUUAACAACAUGAAUGUGCAACAGAACAUUGAUUUCAUCAAUAAUCAACGAUCUUCCGAUCUCAGCACCUUGACCUCAGCUAACGGCCCCUUGGUUUUUGUUGGGGAAUGGACUGCAGAAUUUGCACGAAACGAUGCAUCAAAAGAAGAUUACCAGAGAUUUGCGCAAGCUCAACUAGAUGUAUAUGGUCGUGCAACUUUUGGUUGGGGCUACUGGGCUUACAAAUGUGCGCAAAACCACUGGAGUCUCAAGUGGAUGAUCGAGAACAACUAUAUAAAGCUUUGAAAUCAUAAUGGGGGCCUCAAGUGAGAAAGAACUUGAUAAAGCUUUGAAAUUGCAAUAAAUGACGCCGAGAUUGGCUGAAAGUUGAUGCAAGGGAAAAGGAGGAAAACUGCAUUUUCUGCAAUAUUAUAUAGUGAAUUAAGAUGUAACCUGCACUUAUAUGCUAAUCUAUUUUUGAAGCAACAUAUAUGGAAUAUAAAGUCGACUUUGAUAUAGAAUCCUCGCAAA